AUGGAACCUGCAAAUUACACCAGAGUAACAGAGUUUGUUCUCACUGGCCUAUCCCAGACUCGAGAGGUACAACUAGUCCUAUUUGUUAUAUUUCUAUCCUUCUAUUUGUUCAUCCUUCCAGGAAAUAUUCUUAUUAUUUGCACAAUCAGGCUUGACCCUCAUUUGACCUCACCCAUGUAUUUCCUGUUGGCUAAUCUGGCCUUCCUUGACAUUUGGUACUCCUCCAUCACAGCCCCUAAAAUGCUCAUAGACUUCUUUGUGGAAAGGAAGAGAAUUUCCUUUGGUGGGUGCAUUGCACAGCUCUUUUUCUUGCACUUUGUUGGAGCCUCAGAGAUGUUCCUGCUCACAGUAAUGGCGUUUGACCGCUAUGCUGCUAUCUGCCGUCCUCUCCACUAUGCUACUAUCAUGAAUCGACGUCUCUGCAGUAUCCUGGUGGUUCUCUCCUGGUUGGGGGGCUUUAUUCAUUCUAUAAUACAAGUGGCUCUCAUUGUUCGACUUCCAUUCUGUGGGCCCAAUGAGUUAGACAGUUACUUCUGUGACAUCACGCAGGUUAUCCGGAUUGCCUGUGCCAAUACCUUCCCGGAGGAAUUAGUGAUGAUUUUUAGCAGUGGUCUGAUCUCUGUGGUAUGUUUCAUUGCUCUCUUAAUGUCCUACGCCUUCCUCCUGGCCAUGCUUAAGAAACAUUCAGGCUCAGAUGAGAGUACCAGCCGGGCCAUGUCCACCUGCUAUUCCCACAUCACCAUUGUGGUAUUUAUGUUUGGGCCAUCCAUCUACAUUUAUGCUCGCCCAUUUGACUCUUUUUCCCUAGAUAAAGUGGUGUCAGUGUUCCAUACUGUGAUAUUCCCUUUACUUAAUCCCAUUAUCUAUACCUUGCGAAAUAAGGAAGUAAAAACAGCCAUGAGGAAGUUGGUCAACAGAUAUAUUUUAUGUAAAGAGAAGUGAA
Molecule: messenger RNA, 943 nt
Organism: Herpailurus yagouaroundi (jaguarundi)
Lineage: Eukaryota; Metazoa; Chordata; Mammalia; Carnivora; Felidae
Product: olfactory receptor 4M1
Exons: 1
Coding region: 1-942 (313 amino acids)
Biological process (GO): G protein-coupled receptor signaling pathway
Cellular component (GO): membrane
Molecular function (GO): G protein-coupled receptor activity; olfactory receptor activity
Source: RefSeq, a predicted model, not a curated record